Molecule: messenger RNA, 1095 nt
Organism: Penicillium macrosclerotiorum
Lineage: Eukaryota; Fungi; Ascomycota; Eurotiomycetes; Eurotiales; Aspergillaceae
Product: GTP-binding protein
Exons: 1
Coding region: 1-1095 (364 amino acids)
Cellular component (GO): cytoplasm
Source: RefSeq, a predicted model, not a curated record
AUGGCGCCUAUUCCUGUGACAAUCGUUACUGGCUUUCUCGGCUCCGGCAAAACGACCCUCCUCCUCAACCUCCUCCCCCAACUCCCGCCAACCUACCGCCUCGCCCUGCUUAAAAAUGAAUUCGGCGACGUCGCCGUCGACUCGCAACUUGCCGCGACAAACUCGAUCUCCGGCGUGCGCGAGCUACUCAACGGCUGCAUCUGCUGCAACCUGGUCGGCCAGCUCGGUGACGCGCUGGAACAACUCCGGCGCGAAGUGCAGCCCGACCGUAUCGUGAUCGAGACCAGUGGGAGCGCGUUCCCAGCGACGCUGGCAAUGGAGGUGAAUCGACUGGCGCGCGAGGGCGAUGGCGGAUUCGAGCUGGAUGGGGUGAUCAGCGUGAUCGACGUCGAGAAUUGGGAGGGGUAUGAGGAUACAUCGUAUACGGCGAAGCUGCAGGCAAAGUACACGGACCUAAUCAUCUUUAACAAGUGGGAGUUGGUCGAUGAGCGGCGAUUUGACAUGUGCCUGGACCGGGUCGGCGAUUUGGAGGUCGAGACGCCGUGGGUUAAGUCGCGGCGGGGUGUGGUCGACAAGGAUGUGCUGCUGGGCAUUGAUGGCGCGCUGUUCGCGAAGCAGGACGGAGUUGUCGAGGAUGGGCGCGAUCGGGACCAUGCGCAUGCUCACGAGCACCAGUCGGAGGUUGAGGUCUUGUCGGUUGCGCUGAAGGGAGUUGCGUCGGGGAAGACCGUCGAUGUGGCCGCACUAGAGCGGCUGCUUGCGAGCGCGCCGCGGGAGGAGGUGUAUCGCAUCAAGGGUAUCAUUCGCUGCUCGGCUCAGACACCUCCCGCAGAAACCUCGGAGGAUCUAGAGUCGCGGGUCAAGGGCGAGGCAGGCGAGGUCCGGCACUAUAUUCUCAACUGGGCCUUUGGCCGGUGGACGUGCACGCCGUCCACCGUGGUUGCAGAGUCGGCGGAUGAGUCAGUUGUCGCGCGCCUGACGCUCAUUCUGGCGCGAUAUGAAUCCGCAAAAUGGAGGAAGAAGCUGGAGACAGGUAGCUUCGUGCAGGUCACGGAAGGAGAGGAGGCGGAGUUGACUGUUCAGCGUCUGGUUUAA